This is a messenger RNA of Meleagris gallopavo (turkey), 1050 nucleotides long. It is a transcript of the gene PPP2R2C, whose product is annotated as protein phosphatase 2 regulatory subunit Bgamma. Gene Ontology annotation, molecular function: protein binding; protein phosphatase regulator activity. NCBI's taxonomy places the organism in Eukaryota, Metazoa, Chordata, Aves, Galliformes, Phasianidae. The record is from RefSeq and is a predicted model, not a curated record. Gene Ontology annotation, cellular component: protein phosphatase type 2A complex.
AGAUACCUGUGGACCUAAGUCCUUUUACAGGCUUUUAAGAAACUCUUGUUUUCUUGUAGGUAGGUUUGUUCUCUUCCCUACUCUGUCCACAAUUGUAUCUGUAGGACAAACAGAAAAUACUGCUACUUGUAAAGAAAACUUCAUCACUCUGAAGUCGUGACUAUACCACAAAUACAACUUCAUUUCAAGUUAGAAAUCACUAGAAAUCAUGCUUGCAGAGGAGAAUGAUACAUACCAAAGGCCAUCAAAAACCUAGACAACCAAUCACGACAGGGAAAGCUAUAAGGAAGCUUGUGCGCAAGGCGACUGGUGGCAUCUAGAAUCCUCAGAUUUCCUUGACUGAAUCCAUCUGGUUUUAGCCCUAAAUAUAGUAGACAAGCUGCACUGCUUGCACUGAUAAAUUUUAUCUUCCAAAUGAUAGACCAAGCUGAUAUUAUUUCUACAGUUGAGUUCAACCACACUGGAGAACUGCUGGCUACUGGUGACAAGGGGGGUCGGGUUGUUAUAUUCCAAAGGGAACCUGAGAGUAAAAAUGAGCCUUACAGUCAGGGGGAGUACAAUGUUUACAGCACUUUCCAGAGCCAUGAACCUGAAUUUGAUUAUUUGAAGAGCUUGGAAAUAGAAGAAAAAAUAAACAAGAUCAAGUGGUUACCACAGCAAAAUGCAGCUCACUCACUUUUAUCAACAAAUGAUAAAACAAUCAAGUUAUGGAAAAUUACUGAAAGAGAUAAGAGGCCAGAGGGGUACAACUUAAAGGAUGAAGAAGGAAAGCUUAAAGAUCUUUCUACAGUAACAUCACUACAGGUGCCUGUAUUGAAACCUAUGGAUUUGAUGGUAGAAGUCACUCCCCGGAGAAUCUUUGCUAAUGGUCACACCUAUCAUGUCAACUCAAUAUCUGUCAACAGUGACUGUGAGACGUACAUGUCAGCAGAUGAUCUCAGGAUUAAUCUCUGGCACUUAGCAAUCACAGAUAGAAGCUUCAGUAUCCUUUAUUGUGGUUCCUUGGUCGGUGUUGAUAGCAUUAGUGGAGUUUAGGAGAGACAUCUUAAA